This is a messenger RNA of Eupeodes corollae, 1932 nucleotides long. RefSeq names its product TBC1 domain family member 22B (gene Tbc1d22). Lineage: Eukaryota; Metazoa; Arthropoda; Insecta; Diptera; Syrphidae. Gene Ontology annotation, biological process: activation of GTPase activity. Gene Ontology annotation, molecular function: GTPase activator activity. The record is from RefSeq and is a predicted model, not a curated record. The coding region runs from base 350 to 1765 and encodes 471 amino acids. The transcript has a single exon.
GUCAGUCUCAGUCGGUUGUCCUGUUUUUGUUUGACAGCAAUUAAUUAGGAAAAUAUUGAUAAAAAAGUGCAAUUUUUAUAUUAAGAAAACAUUUUUUACUUCUUGCUUACAUCGAAAGAUGAUCCAAAAUUGUUUAUAAUAACUUUAAAUUCAAAUACAAAUAAUCCAAUCUUGUUAUUGUAGGAACAAAACACACAAUAUUCGAUUUUUUUCGCUGCUUUUCAUUCGCUUUCACUGAUGCUCAUUAUGUGGCCCUGUUAAUAAUUUGUUUCAGCAUCGAAACUUAGUCCUCUUCGCUUUUCUAUUUUCAAAGGUUCUCAAGGAGCGCUGGGUAUAUCUAUAUGCAUGUAUGAUGGAGAAGCCAGACAACUCAAAAAGUUUCUGGAAGAGUAGCAGUCGCAUAGUCCCUGGUCGUCCAAGCCCAAAUGUAAACCUAAAAAUGGCCAACCCCACAAAGUCCUUUGGCAAGAAAUCAGGUGAUUCGACGUUCAAAGACUACCAAAUGUCUGUGAGUGAUGCGUGGGAUAUGGGUGAUGACGAAUGCUGCAUUCUAGAAAAGUCCAAUUCUCAACAAAACUCGGUCAGUCCAACUGAAGCAGCUUCCCACGACAUUUCAAUUGCUACUGCCAACAAUCAUGCUGUAGUUGAGUGCCAGGAGCAACCCAGAUCAGAUCCUAACUAUGAAAACCGAUGUAGAAAUCGCAGAUUCGAUGUUUAUCCAGGAUGGCCACAACUUCAAAAACUCAGUUCGACGCCCGAAGAGUACGAGGACAGCCAGUCGAAAAUCAGUAAGCUCUCUGCUCUAAUAGAAUCGCCAUUUUUAAAUUUCGCAGAUCUUAAGCAAAUUAGUUGGUCCGGAAUACCCAAGCAAAUGCGAGCCAUAACUUGGAGACUCCUCUCCAAGUACCUUCCGCCGAACGGCGAGCGAAGGAACUAUGUGCUACAAAGCAAACGCCAAAGCUACUGCGAGCUCCGCAGUAAGUACUUCAUGGUUGACAGCAAGGAUGAGAGCCAGCAAGAUACCUACCGCCAAAUUCACAUCGACGUCCCUCGAAUGAAUCCCCACAACAUGCUCUUCAAACAGGAACUGGUUCAGGAGAUGUUCGAACGUAUUCUCUUCAUCUGGGCUAUUCGCCAUCCGGCUUCAGGCUACGUCCAAGGAAUAAAUGAUCUAGUAACUCCAUUCUUCAUUGUCUUCCUACAGGAAGCCUUCGGAGUUAAUGGCUUCGAGCUGGAGAAGAUCCAAUUCAAAGAUCUGUCCGAGGAAGUUCGCCACGCCAUCGAAGCGGAUUCCUUUUGGUGUCUGUCCAACUUUCUAGAUUGCAUCCAAGAUAAUUACAUUUUUGCACAACUCGGCAUUCAGGAAAAGGUCAAUCAGCUAAAGGAUCUCAUCCACCGCAUCGAUGGCACACUCCAUCGACAUCUUCAAGAUCAGGGAAUCGAUUAUCUGCAAUUCUCCUUCCGCUGGAUGAACAAUCUUCUAACUCGUGAACUUCCGUUACACUGCACCAUCAGACUAUGGGACACAUAUCUAGCCGAAUCGGAUGGCUUUGCUCAGUUGCAUUUGUACGUGUGCGCCGCAUUUUUAUUACAUUGGCGAACUCAACUACUCAAUCAAACUGACUUUCAAGGUUUGAUGAUAAUGCUGCAAAAUCUUCCAACAUACAAUUGGUCCGAUAGGCAGAUAAAUAUUUUGGUAGCUGAAGCUUUUCGAUUAAAAUUCACUUAUGCCGACACCCCAAAGCAUUUGGAGGGGAAGAGUUGAUAAUUUAACAUAUAUAUUUAUAUAAAUAUAAUAAUGAAAUGUAUUACUUAGAAUGUUCAUGUAAUGUUUAAUAAUAAUCUUAUUGUGGGAAUAUCAACAUAAAAAUUUGUAAAACAUGUAUAAUUAUAAAAUAAAUGCUAUUCGCAAAAAAGGGGUCGUCGAUACAA